GCGAGCUCCAGCUUGAAAGAUCACUGUGUACAGAAUACAGAAGAGAGCUGACUCAUGACAUUACGUGCUUGCAAGAGGGCUACAAUUUCCUGGAUGCAUUAACAGCAAAUUAGAAGACAACGCACAAUCUUAAAGAAGAUGGAGCCUCAAUGAUCCUUGUCAGGAUUUCUUGAGAGGCAAAGACAAGAACAAAUCUUCAAACAGACGCUGUCGGACAUGGUGUGUUGCUGGGUGCUACUUUAUGCAUUAGUGUCAGCUUAGAGCCAGGUUGAUCAGCUAUAGGAGCAAGCUGUUCCUGCUCGUUCUUUUCUCCGGUAGUGGAAGGUGUUCCCUUGAUGUCUGGAUGAGACUCUGGGGUCAUGAGUAGUUUCAAUGUAGAUGGUCACUCAUAUUUCUCCGUUCAGUCCUCGCUGCUGGGAAAGGAAUAAAAUUUGCCGAGGAGAAUGAUGCUCAAAACAUGUGAGUUACUAUGAAGUUCAAUUAUUGAACAAAACCUGUGGGAUACUUCAAUGUUUAACUGUUAAAACAACACAUGGGAGGUACAUUAAGGUUCAAUUGUUGAACAAAACAUGUAAGGUACAUUGAGGGUGAAUUAAUGAACAACGCAUGUGAGGUACCUUGAGGUUCAAUUGUUGAGCAAAACCAGUACCCUCAUUGAGGUUCAAGUGUUGAACAAUGGAAGCCAGCUACGAAAGCUUCUCUUGGGACUCUUCCGAUGUCAACGACACUUUGCUCCCGACGUCUGACAGAAAAACCGGGCCGAUCGGCGUGGCGAUAUUUAGCAUAUUCGGCAUUCUGGGCAACCUGAGCAUCAUAUACCUCGUGUUGAGGCACAAGAAACUCCGCAACGCGCCAAAUAUUUUGAUCAUAAACCUCACAGUUGGGGACUUGCUGUAUAUUCUCAGUGUCGCGCCUCUGUUUAUUGAGAAGGAAUUGAACCCCAAAUGGGAGUCGACUGAGUUCACAUGUAAGUUGAAAGCGUAUGUUGAGGAUGCAGGGCAGAGCAUGUGCGUUUUCAGUCUGGCUGCCCUGAGCAGAGAGCGGUACCUCGCUAUCGUGAGAGGCAUCGAGACACGCCGGAGGAGAGGUUCAUGCUCAGCAAAUAGCCUCUGUGCUGCAGCUGUAGUAGUAACUGCAUCCCUACUCCUCGCUAUCCCAGCCUUCAUUUUCUCAACCUACUUGCAAGAAUCCCACUUCUGCAACCAGCUUCCCGAAGACCUCGGCUUCAAAAAGGCUUUCGUGACCGUGCGUUUUAUUCUCGGCUACGUCAUACCUCUGAAUAUAGUUGCUGGCUACUACGUGCGUAUUGCUCACUCGCUCUACAAGAGCAUCGAACAGUUCGGCAACUCGGAGAGUCAUGUUCAACAGAGUCGACUUCGGAAACGACUGGCUUUGAUCGUGUUAUUAAUCACAGUUCUGUUCGCCGUGUUUUGGCUACCGCAUUUUGUGUAUCUCCACUUGAAAGCGUACGCCACAAAGUCUAUGACGUACGAGGCGGUAUACCCUUCGCCAAUGGACUAUCUUCGGAUUGUCAGCUUUCUCAUGGAGCUUACUAUUUCCUGUACAAACCCGUGGAUUAUUUUUAUUAUGAGCUCUAAGCACAGACAACACUGUUGCCUCUUCCAGAUUAUGUGCAAUAAACGGCGUUUUCAACGGGGGUCGGGAACCAUGCGGCUAACUACACUCACUGCAGUCGGCACGACGAGGCGAACCAGCGGAAAUGUUUCACAGAUGUCACAUGUUUAAAGGCACUGGACACUAUUGGUAGUUACUCAAAAAAUAAAUUGUUAGCAUGAAAACUUACUUGGUAAGAAGCAAUUGAGAGCUGUUGAUAGUAGGGAGGUUUCGCAUGCACACGGAUACGGUUUGCGACGGAUACGUCAUCAGUAUGACGUCAUAAGCCACUUGCUAAUGAUAUCCGCUAUACGUGCAGACGACACUGAUAUCCUGCUCGCUACACGUAGGUUACUGAUAGCUAAAAUAUGCGUAUCCGUUCGCCUGCGAAACCUCCCUAAUAUAACACAUUGUGAGAACGGCUCGCUCUUAAGUAAAAGAGUUUUUAAGAAAGAGUUAAUUUCUCAUUAAGUGAGAACACCGGGCUUUGGCAAUUACCAAAGGUGUCCAAGUACCUACAAACCACUCAUUGUUAGGAGCGUUUUCGAAACGUAGGAAUCUAUUUGAACUCCAUCUUGGGCUGUGUGGGAAAUUGCGGAGCUAAUGGCACUGUUCUCUAAAUGCCCAAUGUUGUAAUCAUCAAGUGUACGCAGUAUCACUCCAAAGUAUAGAAACGAACCAAGUUCGCAUUUUAGAGGAUCGUUAUGCGAAAAAAACCUACAGCCUGCGCUUUUUAGAGUGUCAAAGAGCCUUGUCACCCGAGGCAAACUUUGCAGGCAACUUGAAGGCAACUUUUACAGGCAACUUGGAGGCAACCCACUGCAGUGCAUACUACAGGAGCACUCUAAAACCACUUGCUUCAUUUCUCACACAAUGUCUUUCGAUCCCAAUAAUGUGGACAUUCAAAUGUGAAUGGAUUCUCUUCUUGGAGUUCGUCUGGAAAUGGUUGCUUGUAAACUGCCUCGUAAGACAUGCCCCUUAAACCUCCUGGUUCAGAACUGACCCAGAUCCAGGUCCCAUGGGUGGGGCAGACCCACAUCUCAUCCAGAAAUGGGUCAAGCUAACGCAGAGUCCGAGUUAAAAUCUAUAUUUUUAAAGCCCUGCAGUUUUGAGUUGCAUGAGGCAGAAUUUUAGUCUCAAAGUUCAAAAGUAUAUUUCUAACAAUGCUGAACAUAAAGAAAGUUGUAGUCAAGUAUGUAAGUUGCUGUUUAUAGACUAUUGCUCGUUCAGGAAUGCUUGGGUGGUAGUACGCAAAUAUUUAGUGCGAGAAUGAAUGACCUUUGUGUUUGGUAAGGCUGUAGAGGAGGCGAGUGCAGUGUAGUGUUGAGUAAUCUGAAAUAUAAUAAUAUAGAAGUUGCACGUGGAGUUAUCUCCUACAAUUGACAAAUUCCCGGGUCAGACUUGAGGUUCCCGUGGGAUUGACCCGGAAUAUGCAUCAAAUGACUUAGAAAGGGUCAAGCUGACUCGAUAGGAGUCAAAAUCCCAUUUCAUAAACCAUUUCCGGGUCAACCGAGCCCCAACAUGGGUCCUGAACCACAAAUGCCGGAAUCCGGGUCAAAUCUGACCUGGGGAUUUGUAAGUAUAGAGUUUAUCACUGAAAUUGUUUAUUUAAAGGAAUUAUCUUGAAUACCCGUAUGUAUAGUUCUAUUUUUAAUUCUUAUUAUUAGGUGCAAGUUAUUUUUAGAAACAAUCCCGUCCAAAAUCUGUUACACCAGUAUACCUGUCUAUGUGGGGUGUGUGUUAUGUUGUUAUUAAUUAGCGUUCGAGAAAGACGCCUCGAGGGUUGAAACGUCAGGCCAUUAACUAGUUUGCAUUUAAAGACACUGGACACUAUGGUUAUUGUCAAAG
Asterias rubens (European starfish) is the source of this 3462-nucleotide messenger RNA. RefSeq names its product neuropeptide CCHamide-1 receptor-like. Gene Ontology annotation, molecular function: G protein-coupled receptor activity. The transcript is spliced from 4 exons. The coding region runs from base 676 to 1746 and encodes 356 amino acids. The record is from RefSeq and is a predicted model, not a curated record. Gene Ontology annotation, cellular component: membrane. Gene Ontology annotation, biological process: G protein-coupled receptor signaling pathway. NCBI's taxonomy places the organism in Eukaryota, Metazoa, Echinodermata, Asteroidea, Forcipulatida, Asteriidae.